Colossoma macropomum (tambaqui) is the source of this 1357-nucleotide messenger RNA. It is a transcript of the gene rras, whose product is annotated as RAS related. Gene Ontology annotation, cellular component: plasma membrane. Gene Ontology annotation, biological process: signal transduction. Gene Ontology annotation, molecular function: GTP binding; GTPase activity; GDP binding. The coding region runs from base 276 to 869 and encodes 197 amino acids. The record is from RefSeq and is a predicted model, not a curated record. The transcript has 7 exons. Lineage: Eukaryota; Metazoa; Chordata; Actinopteri; Characiformes; Serrasalmidae.
GCGUGUAUUAGAAAACAGCGGAGGAAGAAAAAGUAGCUCCUGGGUAUGAAAAAAGUGAGCAGACGCGGAGGGUCGAGUACAAAUCAGUAAGAAAAAACGCUAACAGACGUAGCCAAAUCACUGAACCUCGUCUGUGUCCGAGGUUUAAAAUGGUUUGAGCCUUUGUGCGCUGUCGUUUGUGAUUUGAGGAGGUCCAACUGCUAAGUUUGAAACUUUCAGUCGUUUGACUUUUGGCGAGUGGCGAAUCACCCGAAGGCGGCUGCGGAAGGAAAGCCAUGUCAUCAGAAGAGGAGAGAUACAAGCUGGUGGUGGUGGGCGGUGGUGGUGUGGGGAAAAGCGCACUGACCAUACAGUUCAUUCAGUCCUACUUUGUGUCAGACUACGACCCCACCAUCGAGGAUUCCUACACCAAGAUCUGCACCGUGGAUGGCAAGGAGACCCGAUUAGACAUUCUGGACACAGCAGGUCAAGAAGAGUUUGGAGCAAUGAGGGAACAGUAUAUGCGCUCAGGAGAGGGAUUUCUGCUGGUGUUCGCCCUCAAUGACAGUGGAAGUUACAAUGAAAUUCAGAAGUUUCACACUCAGAUUCUGCGAGUGAAGGACCGAGACGACUUUCCCAUGGUCCUCGUUGGCAACAAGUCGGAUCUGGACCAGCAGAGAGUGAUCUCAAAAGAAGAGGCCAUGGUGUUUGCCAGAGAAAACCGGAUCCACUAUAUGGAGUCGUCAGCUAAGAACCGCCACAAUGUGGACGAAGCUUUCCUGGAGGUGGUGCGAGCAAUAAGAAAGUUUCAGGAGACAGAAAGUCCUCCUGUGCUUCUGAAUCACGGUAGGAAGCAGCAGAAUCGCGGCUGUCCCUGCACCAUCCUCUGACUGCGUGUCCACACUGUCGCCAUGGAGACUGAAGCCCCACCCUCCUGUCUGGUGCCUUACAUGUCUGCACUGUGUGUGUGUGUGUGUGUGUGUGUGUGUGUGUGUGUGAGAAUGUGAGAGAUUCAGUGUCCAGAACUGCUUAUGGUGGCAUCGUAUGUGCCCAGUGCAAGUGAACAAAAGUGUGUGCGUGCAUGAAUGAAUGCUCUUAGUCAUAGUAGCGGGUGCGUACAUGGGAAGUGAUUCUCUUCGUGAGGGAGCACAGAGUCUAAUCUUAACGGUUUCCUUUCCUCAUCUGCACUUUUUUUUAAUCAACCACGUUUUAUCCUCUUUUUAAUUUUAUGCAGGUAUGAGGGCUUCGAUCAUUUCUGAGUCAGCAUUUCAAACGUUUCUCUUAGGUCUAUUUCUAUGCUUUUUCUGUACACGUCUGCUGAUACGUAAACAAAAUAUCAGUCAAAUUUAAACAUCUCUCUGAUACUGAUAUAUAUAUA